Neoarthrinium moseri is the source of this 969-nucleotide messenger RNA. RefSeq lists its product as uncharacterized. The record is from RefSeq and is a predicted model, not a curated record. Bases 1 to 969 code for a protein of 322 amino acids. Lineage: Eukaryota; Fungi; Ascomycota; Sordariomycetes; Amphisphaeriales; Apiosporaceae. The transcript has 3 exons.
AUGGCGCCAAAUGUAGACCCCGCCAUCAUCGAAGCGCUUGCUCUUGAUCCGGCGGUAACGAAGAUUAGAUCUCAUGGAGGCUCUGGUUUUGCAUCAACGUUCAAGAUCACGUCACAAGUUGAUGGCCAGGACAGAAACUUCUUUGUGAAAACAGGCUCCGGGCCGGAGUCGGAUCUGAUGUUCAAGGGCGAGCACGCGUCCCUCAACGCGAUUCACAGUUCCGUACCGAAUUUCUGCCCGAAGUCUCACGCCCAUGGCUCCAUGAGAGACUCUCGAGGCAAAUUCUUCAUGGUCACAGACUUCCUGGACCUUGGCUCAUCAGCGCCCGGCGGGUCCGGCGACUCGUUGGCGAAAAAGCUGGCGAAGUUGCACACCACCCCAGCUCCCAUUCCCGAAGGGUUCGAUAAGCCAAUGUUUGGAUUCCCUGUCACCACUUGCUGUGGAUCCACGCCUCAAGACAACUCGUGGAAGGACUCAUGGGCGGACUUCUACGCCAACAACCGACUUCGCAGCAUCUUAAAUGCAGGCGUUAAGUCAAACGGGUCAGAUGCAGAGCUUUCGAGUGCUGUCGAGAAGACGGCGAGUAAGGUGGUGCCACGCUUGCUUGGCGAUGACCACCUGAAAGGCGUCACGCCUGUUGUGAUCCAUGGGGAUCUAUGGAGUGGAAAUCAAGGGCGUGGGGUGAUAGCAGGAAAGGGGGGUUCCGAAGAAGUGGUAUACGACCCGUCUAGCGUGUACGGCCACUCAGAGUAUGAGUUAGGUAUUAUGAGGAUGUUUGGUGGUUUUGGAAGUAGCUUCUGGAAGGAGUACGAGAUCUUGGUGCCCAAAGCCGAGCCUAAAGCUGAGUGGGAUGACAGAGUUGCCCUCUAUGAACUUUAUCAUCACUUGAACCACUGGGCGAUGUUUGGUGGUGGGUAUCGUGGCGGAGCAAUGUCUAUCAUGAAGAAGCUUAUUUCGAAAUAUGGUUAA